Messenger RNA from Amaranthus tricolor (Joseph's coat), 3904 nucleotides. Its product is annotated as isoleucine--tRNA ligase, cytoplasmic. Gene Ontology annotation, molecular function: ATP binding; tRNA binding; aminoacyl-tRNA deacylase activity. NCBI's taxonomy places the organism in Eukaryota, Viridiplantae, Streptophyta, Magnoliopsida, Caryophyllales, Amaranthaceae. The transcript is spliced from 27 exons. The coding region runs from base 165 to 3716 and encodes 1183 amino acids. The record is from RefSeq and is a predicted model, not a curated record. Gene Ontology annotation, biological process: isoleucyl-tRNA aminoacylation.
UGGAUUCGAUCCGUUCCGAUUCGACCCGCCGGACCCGUCAAAAACACACUUUCUCAAUUAUCAAAAUCUUGCAUCUCCUACAUUGUUUGUUCGCCGCCUACAUCUCUCCAAAACCCUACUGGUUGGUCCUCUAAAAUCCUCCAUUUUCUUCCUCUUCUUCAGCCAUGGAAGAUGUAUGUGAAGGAAAAGACUUCUCAUUCCCGAAAGAAGAGGAAAAGAUCCUGAAAUUCUGGGACAAAAUCAAAGCUUUUGAAACCCAAUUAGAAAAAACCUCCAAUUUCCCAGAAUACGUCUUCUAUGAUGGACCUCCUUUUGCUACUGGGCUUCCUCAUUAUGGUCAUCUUCUUGCUGGAACCAUUAAAGACAUUGUUACAAGGUACCAAUCAAUGACUGGUCAUCAUGUAACUCGACGAUUCGGUUGGGAUUGUCAUGGAGUUCCUGUUGAGCAUGAAAUUGAUUCAAUGUUGGGGAUUAAGACUAGAGCUGAUGUCUUGAAAAUGGGGAUUGAUAAGUAUAAUGAACAGUGUAGAGGCAUUGUUUCUAGGUAUGUUAAAGAAUGGGAGCAGAUUGUGAGGAGAGCUGGGAGAUGGAUUGAUUUUGAAAAUGGGUAUAAAACUAUGGACUUGAAAUUUAUGGAAUCUGUUUGGUGGGUUUUCUCUCAGUUGCAUAACAAAGGCCUUGUUUAUCGUGGGUUCAAGGUCAUGCCAUACAGUACUGGUUUGAAGACACCACUAUCAAACUUUGAAGCCAAUUCAAACUAUAAGGAAGUACCUGAUCCUGAAAUUUUGGUCACUUUUCCCAUUGUGGACGAUCCUCAUAAUGCGUCUCUUGUUGCAUGGACGACAACUCCGUGGACCCUUCCAAGUAACCUUGCAUUGUGUGUCAAUGCAAAUUUUGUUUAUGUAAAGGUUAAAAGCAAAGCAACUAGUGCCACUUAUGUGGUUGCAGAGUCUCGUUUGUCUCAGCUUCCUAAGGAGAAAGUGAAAGCAGAGAAAUUACCUAAAGAAUCUGCUGGUGCGGCCGUGAAUUCCAAGUCUAAGACUAAGGGUUCUGUUUCUGAGAAAGGUUCUGUGGAUGAUUCAUAUGAGGUUUUGGAGAAGAUUCCAGGUGCAUCAUUGGUGGGCCUGAAGUACACACCUUUGUUUGACUACUUUAAGGAGUUCUCUGAUGUGGCUUUCAAAGUUGUGGCAGACAACUAUGUGACAGAUGAUAGUGGAACUGGAGUUGUACAUUGUGCUCCAGCAUUUGGAGAAGACGAUUAUCGUGUGUGCCUGGACAACCAAAUAAUUAAACUGGGGCCAGAAUUAAUUGUGGCUGUUGAUGAGGAUGGGCGCUUUACUGAAAAAGUUUCCGACUUCAAAGGAGUUUACGUCAAGGAUGCAGAUAAAGAAAUUAUUAAUGCAGUAAAGCAAAAAGCUAGGCUCUUGAAACAGGGAAGUUUUACCCACUCUUAUCCCUUCUGUUGGAGGUCUGAAACUCCUCUCAUCUAUCGAGCAGUUCCCAGCUGGUUUGUUAGAGUGGAAAAGAUCAAAGACCAAUUGCUUGAAAACAAUAAGAAGACUUAUUGGGUUCCAGAUUUUGUUAAGGAGAAACGCUUCCACAAUUGGCUUGAAAAUGCUAGAGAUUGGGCGGUGAGUCGAAGCAGAUUUUGGGGCACACCUCUCCCAAUAUGGAUGAGUGAGGAUGGAAAAGAAAUGAGGGUCAUUUCGUCCGUCGAAGAACUUGAAAGGGAGUCGGGGGAAAAGGUUACCGAUUUGCAUCGACACUUCAUUGAUCAUAUUACUAUUCCAUCCAAGGAUGGGACUGGUGUUCUGAGACGUGUGGAUGAUGUUUUCGAUUGCUGGUUUGAGAGUGGUGCUAUGCCUUACGCAUAUAUUCACUAUCCAUUCGAAAAUCGUGAGCUUUUUGAAAAUAAUUUCCCUGGCCAUUUUGUGGCUGAAGGUCUGGAUCAAACUCGUGGAUGGUUUUACACAUUGAUGGUGCUCUCCACUGCUUUAUUUGGUAAGCCUGCUUUUAGAAAUCUUAUCUGCAAUGGACUUGUCCUUGCUGAAGAUGGAAAAAAGAUGAGUAAGCGUCUCAAGAACUACCCUGAUGUAUCUGAAAUUUUAAAUGAGUACGGAGCUGAUGCGUUGCGACUGUAUAUAGUAAAUUCACCAGUUGUGCGUGCUGAGCCUUUACGUUUUAGAAAAGAUGGAGUGUUUGGUAUGAUUAGAGAUGUCUUCCUCCCUUGGUACAAUGCAUACAGAUUCCUUGUUCAGAAUGCAAAAAGACUUGAAAUUGAAGGUUUCGGAACUUUCAUUCCUGUCGAUCAAAGUGAUCUGAAAAACUCCUCCAAUGUACUUGAUCAGUGGAUCAAUUCAGCAACUCAACAUCUGGUUCAUUUUGUACGACAAGAAAUGGAGGCAUACCGACUGUAUACGGUGGUUCCUCAACUCCUAAAAUUUCUGGAUGAUCUGACUAACAUUUAUGUAAGAUUCAAUCGUAAGCGGCUUAAGGGUCGGACUGGAGAGGAAGACUGCAGACUUGCACUCUCUACUCUUUACCAUGUUUUGCUAGCUUCCUGUAAGGCUAUGGCUCCAUUGACACCAUUCUUUACUGAAGUUCUAUACCAAAAUUUGAGAAAAGUUUGUGAUGGAGCUGAAGAAAGUAUUCAUUAUUGUACCUUCCCAGAAGAGGAAGGAAAGGGAGAAGAGCGUAUUGUACAAAGUGUUUCAAGAAUGACGAAAAUCAUUGACCUUGCCCGUAAUAUACGUGAACGCCACAACAAGCCUUUAAAGACACCGCUCAGGGAGAUGGUGGUAGUGCAUCCUGACACUGAUUUUCUAGAUGAUAUUGUAGGGAAGCUUAGAGAGUAUGUUCUGGAAGAGCUCAAUAUAAGAUCUCUUCUUCCCUGUAACGAUCCUUUGCGAUAUGCUUCACUACGCGCUGAGCCUGAUUUUAGUGUGCUUGGCAAGAGGCUAGGAAAAUCUAUGGGAGUGGUUGCAAAGGCGGUGAAGGCAAUGUCUCAGAAAGAUAUCUUAGCGUUUGAGGAAGCUGGAGAAGUAACUAUAGCUGACCACUGUUUGAAAAUCGGUGACAUAAAGGUUUUAAGGGAUUUCAAGCGCCCUGAUAACACAACAGAGGAGGAAGUUGAUGCUGCUGGAGAUGGUGAUGUCUUGGUCAUUCUUGACCUACGCCCUGAUGAGUCGUUGUUUGAAGCUGGAGUCGCCCGUGAGGUUGUCAACCGCAUCCAGAAGUUGCGGAAAAAAGCAAGUCUUGAACCUACUGAUAUUUUAGAAGUGUACCUCAGUCCAUCAAACAAGGAUGCAACAACCUUGAAGCAGGUUCUGAGCUCACAGGAACAAUACAUAAGGGAGGCAAUUAGUUCUCCGUUGCUACUUGCUGAAUCGAUGCCGUCGUGUGCAGUUAUCCUGAUUGAAGAAAAUUUCCAAGGUGUAUACGACAUGUCAUUUACGAUCAGUCUUUCAAGGCCGACAUUGGUGUUCAAUGACGAAGCUCUACUUAAAUUAUAUGAAGGAAACACAACCUUUGCACAAGUUUUACAGGUUUACUUUAGAUCUAGAGAUUCUAACAACCUGAAAUCGGAAUUUCAGGCCGGAAAUGGCAAGAUUCGGGUUGAUUGCAUCAAAGAUCAGCCUCCAGUGGACGUGGUAUUGGGUGAGCAUCUAUUUCUAAGUGUUGGUGAUCAUUAUUUGAGCUCCAAGUCUGGAAAAUAGACUGAAUUUUGAUUAUUAUGUUUUAUUCCUUGUCUUAUUUUUUACUUAGAUUUUUUUUAAUGUUUUUUCCCAUAUAAAUUUAAAACUUUGUAUGCUAACUUGAUUUUUUAAAUUAAGGGUGUAUGCUAACAUGUCAUUUGUAUGCCUUUUCACAAUUUUGUCCAAAUCACAAUAGAAAUUAAUGUACU